Molecule: messenger RNA, 753 nt
Organism: Elephantulus edwardii (Cape elephant shrew)
Lineage: Eukaryota; Metazoa; Chordata; Mammalia; Macroscelidea; Macroscelididae
Gene: PEX11A
Product: peroxisomal biogenesis factor 11 alpha
Exons: 3
Coding region: 10-753 (247 amino acids)
Biological process (GO): regulation of peroxisome size; peroxisome fission
Cellular component (GO): peroxisomal membrane
Source: RefSeq, a predicted model, not a curated record
UUGGGCGCCAUGGACGCCUUCACUCGCUUCACCAACCAGACCCAAGGCCGGGACCGACUCUUCAGAGCCACUCAGUACACAUGCAUGUUGCUUAGAUAUUUGUUAGAGCCUAAAGCUGGCAAAGAGAAGGUGGUAAUGAAGCUCAAGGAACUGGAGUCCAGUGUGAGCACUGGCCGUAAAUGGUUCAGACUAGGAAAUGUGGUACAUGCUGUCCAGGCGACUCAGCAGAGCAUUCACGCCACAGAUCUGGUACCCCGCUUAUGCCUGACUUUAUCCAACUUAAACCGUGUGAUUUAUUUCAUCUGUGACACCAUCCUCUGGGUGAGAAGUGUAGGGCUUGCUUCUGGCAUCAACAAAGAGAAAUGGCGAAUGUGGGCUGCCCGCCACUACUACUAUUCUCUCCUGCUGAGCUUGGUCAGAGAUCUGUAUGAAAUCUCCUUGAAAAUGGAACAGAUUGCACAUGACAGAGCAAAGAAGAAGAAAUCGUCAUUUCAGAAUCCUCCUGAGCACAGUGUGGCUGAUGAGGAAACAGAAUGGCUUCAGUCCUUUCUUCUUCUCUUAUUCCGAUCCCUGAGGUCACAUCCUCCCUUGCUUCUGGACACGGUGAAGAACCUUGGUGAUAUCCUGAACCCUUUGAACCAACUGGGAAUCUAUAAAUCCAAUGCUGGUGUCAUUGGACUGGGAGGCCUGAUAUCUUCUAUAGCAGGCAUCAUCAUUGUGGCUUAUCCUCAGAUGAAGCUCAAGAUCCGUUAA